Molecule: messenger RNA, 1236 nt
Organism: Penicillium chermesinum
Lineage: Eukaryota; Fungi; Ascomycota; Eurotiomycetes; Eurotiales; Aspergillaceae
Product: ankyrin repeat domain-containing protein
Exons: 1
Coding region: 1-1236 (411 amino acids)
Molecular function (GO): protein binding
Source: RefSeq, a predicted model, not a curated record
AUGACAGCACCACCAGCUGUCGCUGCUGCUCCUGCUUGGGUUCCUUACCUCUUUACGGUGCCCAAUGAAAUCCUGCUUGAAGUUACCGAUUACCUAGAUAAUCGGCAACUCUCCUGCUUCAUACAGGCAAGCAGGCAUCUCUGCAAGCCCCUGGAAAGGGUGCUGUACAAGCGUUCUGCGAAAAGCACGAACGCCGCCUUGGUCUGGGCAUUGGACCAGAUGCAUGUGGAAGUAGCCCGCAAAGCCUUGGAGCAUGGGGCCAAUCCGGACCACCAUGUCCAAGGGCGAGGCUACCCACUGCAGCGUGUCCUGGACAGCAAAGGGCAUUGGGAAAUUCUCAAUGCGCUCCUCGAGAAAGGAGCAAAUCCGAAUUUGUUCAGCUCGCCGGGCAACCCGCCGCUUUACUCCGCCGUGAUGUCAGGGCUCGAGAGAGAGACCAAUCUUUUGCUGGCAUAUGGCGCAGAUCCCAACUGUGAAUCUGCUGGUAGACCUGUCCUAUCGUUGACCUACCCCAUGUACCCAAUGGCCAAGUUCCUGCGGGUGCACAGGGCCCUCCUGAAGAAUGGAGCGGACCCCAACGGUCAGGAUAACGAUGGACUUACCGCCCUCCAUCGUGCUGCCAGCAACUCGAAGCUCGCCCCUUUUGUCCACCUGCUACUAGAGUACAAGGCAGAUGUUACAAUCCAGGCCAAGGACGGAACUACAUGCUUCGUGAAAGCCCUCAAGGCCAGGGAUCGGAGCUUGAUGAAGCGUUUCCUAAAGGCUGAUGCGAGCCUCAUCAAUGCUGCUGGCGCGAAGGGGACUACGCCGUUGCACUAUGCUGCAUCUAGGGGCAUGGACUCGGAAGUGGACUUCUUGAUCCAGAAGGAAGCCAACAUCAAUGCGGUGAACGAUUUCGGUGAGACGGCUGCCCACCAGGCUCUCAAGAUGAACAAGUUCGAGACCGCGAAGAAACUUGUCGUUGCGGGGAUCGAUCUGGACAUCCCGAAUAGGAGCCAUGAGACAGUCUUCCUGUUGUGCAUGAAACAACUGGUCAUCACCGAACGCCGGACCUAUCUGGACCUGAUACAAUUCAUGCUCGAGAAUAAUCAGGACCCCGAGACCUGUGCGGUCUUUCGGGGGGUCAGCCCUUGGGAUUAUGACCGGGGGCAGGCAGCUCGGAUCUUGGCCAGGAAAGGUCUCUCUGGAGCGCGAAUCUGUGAGCUCCUCCUGAGCAUGAAAUAUCCACGGCUAUGA